Molecule: messenger RNA, 1345 nt
Organism: Capsicum annuum
Lineage: Eukaryota; Viridiplantae; Streptophyta; Magnoliopsida; Solanales; Solanaceae
Product: tetraspanin-3
Exons: 2
Coding region: 291-1148 (285 amino acids)
Biological process (GO): auxin-activated signaling pathway
Cellular component (GO): plasma membrane; plasmodesma
Source: RefSeq, a predicted model, not a curated record
AAAAGAAAAUAAUAAAUAAAUAAAUAAAAUAAAAAAUAUUCUUAAUCCUCAUCUCAAAAUCCUCUGCACAAUGCCAACUUAAUGCCACCAAAAUAAAGGGUAGCUUUUUCAUUUCACUAUACACACUUCGUCUUUAACUUAAGACAACCACCCCCACCCCUUUUUCCUAGCUCUUUACAAUAAUCCCCCAUUUUCUUCUUCACCUUCUUUAUAAUCACUCCACUAAUCUUCUUUCUCCUGGUUCCAAGAACCCCAAAAAAUCACUUGACAAAAAAAUACACACACACACCAUGAGAACCAGCAACCACUUGAUAGGUCUAAUAAACUUCUUCACUUUCUUGGCAUCAAUACCAAUACUUGGUGGUGGCAUCUGGCUAAGCAGUAGAGCGAAUAACACAGAUUGCUUAAAGUUCCUUCAAUGGCCAUUAAUCAUUAUUGGUGUAUCCAUAAUGGUUGUUUCAUUAGCUGGUUUUGCUGGUGCUUGUUAUAGAAACACUUUCUUGAUGUACCUUUACUUAUGGGCAAUGUUCUUUAUUAUUGCUGCCUUAGUUGCAUUUGUCAUCUUUGCUUAUGCUGUUACUGAUAAAGGGUCGGGUCGACCCGUUUUAAACCGGGUAUAUUUGGAGUAUUAUCUACAGGAUUAUUCAGGUUGGUUAGAAGAAAGAGUUUCUAGCCAAAGUUACUGGGGAAAGAUAAGUUCUUGUAUAAGAGAUUCACAUGCUUGUGCUAAAAUGGGAAAAAGUUAUAAUGGAAUUCCUGAAAGUGCUGAAAUGUAUUAUCUCAGAAAACUUAGUCCUAUUGAGUCUGGUUGCUGCAAGCCUCCUACAGAAUGUGGCUAUGUUUAUCAAAAUGAGACAGUUUGGCUUCCAGGAGGAGGACUAGUUGGAGCUGAUCCAGAUUGUGUUAGAUGGAGCAAUGAUCAAGAACAACUCUGCUACAAUUGCAACUCUUGCAAAGCUGGUGUACUUGCUAGUCUUAAAAAGAGUUGGAGAAAGGUAUCUGUCAUCAACAUUGUCAUAUUGAUCCUCCUAGUGAUCAUGUAUAUGGUUGCCAUCGCGGCUUUUAGACACAACAAACGGAUUGAUAACGAUGAGCCGUACGGAGAAACUAGGAUGGAGAAGGCUCAACCUAGCAGGAUACACUUCUAAAGAGUCUGUUUGCACACAACAACAGUGUAUUUUUAUGUUUGGUAAGUUUAGUGUUUUUCUUUUAGUAAAAAAAUGCUUUGUUUAUACUUCUACAUGUUAUUUUCUUCCUAAGAAAACAUAGACUGUAAAUCUUGUAUUGAUUAUGGUGUAUUUUCAUUUGAUUAAAUUCCAAAACUAGUAGUAAGUAUUUUUCUGAA